AACUAUAAAUAAUGCCGGGGUGUACUAAUAAAUUAUAUAAUUGUUUACAAACAUCAAAAAUUUCUUUGUACAACUUGAGUUUUCAAUAAAUAUUUAUCUUUCUUUGAAGAAAUGUUACAUCUUGCUGCUAUACGAAUAAGUGUGUUUGGCGCCUUUUCUGAUAUACUGCUGGUAGUAUUUUUCGAAAAAGUAAUUGAUUAACAUGGCAGAGGAUAAUAUUUCUAUGGAAGUUGAAGAAACUCCAUCGAAAAGUAAUCAUAAUGGUUCUAUUAAUAAUCAUAAACAAAACAAAGCUUCUAAUUUACCAUGGAUAGAGAAAUAUCGGCCUCAAGUUUUUUCAGACAUUAUAGGUAAUGAAGAUACAGUAGCAAGAUUAGCAGUAUUUGCUAAGCAUGGAAAUGCUCCAAACAUAAUAAUUGCUGGACCACCUGGAGUAGGUAAAACUACAACAAUUCUUUGUCUUGCUCGAACUCUUUUGGGUGCAACAAUGAAAGAUACUGUUCUUGAAUUAAAUGCUUCUAAUGAUCGAGGUAUUGAUGUAGUUCGAAAUAAGAUAAAAAUAUUUGCUCAAAAAAAGGUUAACUUACCACCUGGAAGACAUAAAAUAAUUAUUCUUGAUGAAGCUGAUAGCAUGACUGAAGGCGCACAACAAGCUUUGAGGCGUACUAUGGAAAUCUUUAGUCACACAACACGUUUUGCUCUAGCAUGUAAUACCAGUGAAAAAAUAAUUGAGCCUAUCCAGUCACGUUGUGCGAUGCUUCGAUAUGGAAAAUUAACUGAUGCUCAAGUUUUAGCUAAAAUGAUUGAAGUUUGUGAAAAAGAAAAUAUCUCUUAUACCGAUGAUGGUCUUGAAGCAAUAGUUUUUACAGCUCAAGGUGACAUGCGACAAGGUUUGAAUAAUUUACAAUCAACUGUCAACGGUUUUGGGCAUGUCAAUAGUGAGAAUGUAUUCAAAGUUUGUGACGAACCUCAUCCGCUUCUUGUGAAAGAAAUGUUGGAACUAUGUAUUCAAGGAAAAAUUUCUAAAGCAUAUGAAAUACUCGAAAAUUUAUGGAAGCUCGGUUAUUCUUCAGAAGAUUUAAUUGGCAACAUAUUUCGAGUUUGCAAGAAUUUACCUAUUGAUGAGAAAUUAAAACUGGAUUUUAUAAAGGAAAUUGGUAUAACUCAUCUGAAUGUAUUGGAUGGAAUCGGUAGUUUAUUACAAUUGAACAGUCUUCUUGCACGACUUUGUCAACGUGCGUUAAAAAAGUAACUAAUUCUGUGGGUAAGCCGGAGGUUUUCCGAUCUAAGGGCUCUAAGUGCCAUUAAUGAUUCGCUUUUCCUGAGAACUACGAUGUGGGCUGCUUCAGGAGUAACAGCAAGAAGCCUUGACAGGUCGCUUUUUCC
Messenger RNA from Chelonus insularis, 1386 nucleotides. RefSeq names its product replication factor C subunit RfC4 (gene RfC4). Gene Ontology annotation, molecular function: DNA binding; DNA clamp loader activity; ATP hydrolysis activity. The coding region runs from base 203 to 1252 and encodes 349 amino acids. The record is from RefSeq and is a predicted model, not a curated record. Gene Ontology annotation, cellular component: DNA replication factor C complex; nucleus. The transcript has 8 exons. NCBI's taxonomy places the organism in Eukaryota, Metazoa, Arthropoda, Insecta, Hymenoptera, Braconidae. Gene Ontology annotation, biological process: DNA repair; DNA-templated DNA replication.